This is a messenger RNA of Nakaseomyces glabratus, 2499 nucleotides long. It is a transcript of the gene COG6, whose product is annotated as Golgi transport complex subunit COG6. Gene Ontology annotation, cellular component: COG complex. Lineage: Eukaryota; Fungi; Ascomycota; Saccharomycetes; Saccharomycetales; Saccharomycetaceae. Gene Ontology annotation, biological process: intra-Golgi vesicle-mediated transport. The record is from RefSeq and is a predicted model, not a curated record.
AUGGAGUUCAUUGAUUAUCAGGCAUUUGAAACUGCUCCAGACAAUAAUGACAAGUCUGGAACCAAUGGUGAGGUCAGUUUGCCAGAACCCGUGUCUAGACUGAACAUAUCCUCAUUCUCUCUGGAUUACAAGCCUCUGAAAGAUAACUUCAAGCUGCCGUCAAUACUCUCAAAUGUAGAGACCAGUUUACUCCAAACUAAAGCAGAUGUUCAGGAUGAUACUGCUAUGGCGCAAAAGUUAAAGAAGGAUACCUCUAACUUAUAUGAUCGUAUGUCAGAUUAUGUUGAUCUUUCUAUUCAGAAUUUUGGCACUAAAAAUAUUAAGGAUUCAACACCUAUACCUGAAGCUACUACAAGGAAAACUCUAGUGGAGCCAUCCUCAAUUGACUUAGAGAAAUCUAAUGAAAUUCUAGCUAAGAAGCUAUCAAAAGUUUUAAAUGAAUAUGACACCAGUUACCAUCACACUAUAAAGUUAAGGAAAUCAUUGAAGAUACUAGAAAAAAAUAGGGAUAAACUAGGUAUUAGUGAGGAGAAAUUGAUCAGUCCUGACUAUAUUGGCACGCUGGCAAGAAAAUCGCUACGAACUGAUCUUGAAACACAACUUUUGAAGGAUCAUGUUACAGUUUUGGAAGAUUUUAAACCAAUUGUUAGAAGAAUUAAGAGACUAGCAGCUCCAGUUCAGCAAAUUGAAAACAUUGGGGAGGAAAUUUUGAAAAAUGACAAAGAGACAUUCUCUCAAAAAUAUAUUAGUGAUAUUGACGACUGCAGGAACCACCUACUCAAAUUAGAAAUAAAGAAGAAGAUCUUGAAGGCUUUGCAAUCAAAAUUUACACUAAACCAAUUAGAAGAUGAUCUGAUAGAAAAUGGUCCUUUAAAGGAAGAAAUAUUUGAUAUUGUUGAUAAACUAACGAAGAUGAAAGAACAUGCCACCUAUUUGCUCGCUUUACCUAAUUCAAAAGCUGGUGAGGUUCUAAUUAAACAGACCAAUAUUACAUUGGAUACUAUUAAUAAGAAAAUCUCAAAUUAUCUGAUAGACUAUAUGUAUACUUUUGAGUCAAAUUCAAACAUGGGAACCAAACACGUAAUCGACCCUACAGAAAGGAAUCUAGCUCUAUUUCAAAAGGGGUUGGUUUACCUUUCAAAUGACAUCCAAUACUAUGACGAUUUUUUGAAGAGAGUAACUACCAUGAGAUCAAAGACACUUCUAGACGAGUUUUUAUCGCAAUUUGGAACCACCUCAGAAUUGUCUACAACAAUUUCUUCCUCUGAAGAUCCGGUGCGCUAUAUUGGUGAUGUUUUAGCCACAAUACACACUAUGAUUGCGAAUGAAGUUGAUUUUGUCAAAUCUUUGUUUAAGUUCACCUCUGAAGACAUGGACAAAUCAUCUAGCAUGAUUAUAAAUAACAAUGCACAGUAUUUCGAUGGCCUGGAUCUUAAGUUAGUAAAUGAUAUUGUACAAUAUCUAGCAAAUUCGUGCAAACUAAGGAUUGAACAAGUCAUUCGUUUUGAAGAAAAUAAGGUAAUUAAUUUUGAGAUCACACAGUUGCUGGAUUUAUACUCAUCUAUGUUUGUUAAUAAAGGAAUAAGAGAUGAUAAUCCUUUAGUUUUACAUCUAAUCCAAUUGAGAGACAUCUCAGAAAAAAAGAUAAUCAACUCAUUAACUAAACAAUUAGCAGAAACAGAAAAUACACAAAUAUCAUCACCAGAUUUAUUACCUCCUCAAUGGCUGUCAGAUUAUUUAAAUUCUAUCACCGAGUUGUUUGAUCAUGUUGAAAGACUUUAUGGUGGUAAAAGAUUUUCAAAGGAUGACAUCGAUUCUGAUAAGUACAUGUUUCCAUAUGAUACAUUAAAGACUGUUAUAGAAGAGCCAUUUAUGACUAGUCUGAUCAAACAAAUAAAAGACUCAUAUCCAUUAGCCAAAAAGAAGGAAGAGAUAAGGAUUGUAAUGCUAACACUACAGAUUAAUUGUUUUGAAAUGAUUAAUUUUAGACUUCAACCAUAUUCAUUAUCCAUAUUUUCAUAUGACGAGUCCUGCAAACAUAUAUUAGAGAAUAUACAGCAUACAUUGGAUGAAACUGUAGAGAAGUUGCAGAAGCUUCAAAUUUCAUUACUUUUCGAAAGAACAGGCUUGAAUAUGUACUACAACCUGAUGAAUAUGAUUUUCCCAAUUGACUCAAUUCAAGAUGAAAUAGAUUAUGACAUGUAUAUGUCCCUAGUAGACAAUCCUUUAAUGAGUCUAGAAAAUCUAGAAAAAAACAUUCAUGAAAAACUGAAUGACUAUCUACCCCAGGCAUUACCUGAUUUUCAAGAUAACUUACUAAUUAAGUUAACAUCUCCGUCGAUUGCAGAUGAUGUAUGCGAAAUUUGCUUCAGAACAUUGACCGACUUCUAUUGUAUCUUCAGAAGAAUUCUAAAACAUCUAUAUCCAGAUAAUAAGGAAAAGGUCGAAGCAAUUCUCAACUUUACAGAAUCGGAGUUUAAGACUUUAGCAGGUGUAUAA